Colletotrichum chrysophilum is the source of this 1635-nucleotide messenger RNA. RefSeq lists its product as uncharacterized. The transcript has 2 exons. Bases 1 to 1635 code for a protein of 544 amino acids. Gene Ontology annotation, molecular function: protein binding. NCBI's taxonomy places the organism in Eukaryota, Fungi, Ascomycota, Sordariomycetes, Glomerellales, Glomerellaceae. The record is from RefSeq and is a predicted model, not a curated record.
AUGGAGAUCUUAGGCACAGUCACUUCGGUAUUUGAACUCUGCAGGAUCACGAAGGACUUGCUUGAGACGUUCGCCAAUGCGGGGCAGGAUGUCACCCAGCUCAAGUACGAGCGCAACUUGACCGAGCUGCUCUGCGUAACUUUACAGGCGCUCAUUGACAAGGAUCCGAAUAUGCAGCAUCGUGCGAAUGGCAAUAAAGCUUUGCUGAUGAAGAGUUUCAGGGAUACUAUGGAGGGCAUCAAAUCGACGCUGAAACUCUUGGAGAAGAAGCUCAGAAAACUCAGCGUCAACGCAGACGACAACAUUAUCGCAAAAACGCGGCUUGGAAUUUAUUGGGUGCUCAAUGAAGGAAAUUUUAAGGACCUACUUGAGAGCCUCAGGAAUCAGAGAUUAAUGAUGAACUCUUUUGUCGGCUUGUACAAUGCGGGCCAGACACUGGACGUGAAAUCGAUGUUGGGGAAUAUUCCACCGUCAACUCCGAUGAGAUCCGGAGAGAUCGAUCCAGGUUACGCGGAGGAUCUGCUGAAAGCCGUCAAAGGCGGCCAGCUCGACAGUGUUGAAAGCGUGUUGGCCCGAAAUGGCGACAUCAACGUGGCCUUGGAAGGCGGAGACCGCGCAGUUCAUAUUGCCGCUCGCAAGGGCUCCUUGCCUAUUCUCGAAAGACUUCUCACCCUCAGCGCUGAUGUUCACGUUUCGAACAACGUCCGCGAUACUCCCCUACAUGCGGCUCUGAAAGCUGGACGGAUAGAAACAGCCAUGGCAUUGCUGUUACGGGGCGCUAGUUGGAAGAGCCUGAACAACGAUGGGUUCAGCCCGUUGCACCUCGCGGUCUUACACUCAACAAGCCCCGUCGUUCACUACUUACUGGACAGAGGAGCUGACACGGGCCUGCUGGACCUUAAAAGCCGAACACCUCUCAAACUAGCCUGGCACCCUCUGGGCAAGGAUGGCAAGAAGGGCACGGUUGACAUAGAUAUCAUGCGGGCCUUGGUAGGUCACGGCGCCAGCCCGACGCCGACGGACGAGAGAGGAAGAACGCUGGUUCACCUUGCCGUCAAGGAGAAGCGACCGGACUUUGUAAGGCUGCUCGCUUCCAAGUCUGCUGAUAUGAACGCCAAGACCAACGACAAGAGUACGCCACUGCACGUCAGCAUAACCUCGGACGAUCUGCCCAUGACCCGUCUAUUGCUCGAUCUCGGGGCAAACCCCAACGAGAAGACGGUACAUGGCGGUUCACCCCUCAUGUUUGCCGCUCGAGGAGGCUCGUUGCCAAUGAUGCGCCUGCUACUCGAUCGCGGCGCCCAGAAAUUCUACAAAACGCCCCAAGAGACCAACGCCUUCCUAUGGGCCUGCUAUGGCGGGCAUAUCACAUGCGCCAGCUUCUUGCUCGGUUGUGGGUAUGGGCCGUCCAAAAGGGCAGCCGCGGACUUCACAGCACUCCACUACGCAGCUGCAAGGGGCCACAUGGAAAUGGUGAGGUGGUUGUUAGAGCUGGGGGUCAACAAGAGUAUCACAUCAAAAAACGUAAGGGUCCCGUUCAAGGCCAGCGGGACGGCAGCAGAGGUUGCCAGAGCACACGGGCAUAGCAAGGUUGCCGAGGUCAUCGAGACCUUCGUGGACGAGCAGACGUACUAG